This is a messenger RNA of Raphanus sativus (radish), 673 nucleotides long. RefSeq names its product mitochondrial import receptor subunit TOM5 homolog. Bases 275 to 439 code for a protein of 54 amino acids. Gene Ontology annotation, cellular component: mitochondrion; mitochondrial outer membrane translocase complex. The transcript has 2 exons. NCBI's taxonomy places the organism in Eukaryota, Viridiplantae, Streptophyta, Magnoliopsida, Brassicales, Brassicaceae. The record is from RefSeq and is a predicted model, not a curated record.
UUUAGCUUGCCUGGCCUGAUUAGUUUCGAUUGUAAAAAUACUUGAUUGGUUUACUCUUAACCGAGAUUUAACCGGUUUGGCUACGACGAAGAGAUUUCGUGGGCCUAAUAUCGGGCUCAAUCAUUUUGAAGAUUUGGAGUUAAAAGUAGGCCCAAAAUAUCGUAAAAGAGAGUUUAUUUACUUGAUGUUAGUUAGGGUUCGUGUCGGAGAUGCUUUGAAGUAGUUCUCCGGCAACUAGACAAAUCAAAGUUGAGAUUGUUUUAGUAAGGCAAAGAUGGUGAAGAGUAUUAUCUCAAUGGACCAAGUCAAAGCUUUGUGGCACUCUGAGGUUCACAAUGAACAGAAGUGGGCUGCUAACAUGAAACUUGCGAGAGCACUUGGGGUGUUUGCAGGAGGAAUCUUCCUCAUGCGUGGCUUUGGUGAUCUCAUGGCUGUCUGAAGAUAACAACUGGAGGAUCAUCUAUUUCAUCAGCGUCUCUGCUCUCUCUAUAGAAUUUUGAUUCUGAUUCCCACCAAUGUGAUACAGUAUCUCAGUUCAAGAUUUGUUUCUUGUUUUCAGCGACUCGGGUGUUUAUUUUAUGCUAAAGAAUUUGUUUUCCGUUUUCAUUUAGUUUUAAUUGCGCUUUCAUCUUUGUAAAAACACCUUGGAAGUAGCAAGUGAUCAGUUCCUUCC